Lacerta agilis (Sand lizard) is the source of this 1830-nucleotide messenger RNA. RefSeq names its product sorting nexin 27 (gene SNX27). Bases 1 to 1794 code for a protein of 597 amino acids. Gene Ontology annotation, biological process: intracellular protein transport; signal transduction. Gene Ontology annotation, molecular function: protein binding; phosphatidylinositol-3-phosphate binding. The record is from RefSeq and is a predicted model, not a curated record. The transcript has 13 exons. NCBI's taxonomy places the organism in Eukaryota, Metazoa, Chordata, Lepidosauria, Squamata, Lacertidae. Gene Ontology annotation, cellular component: early endosome.
AUGGCGGACGAGGGGAGCGAGGGGCUGCCGCGCUCCGUCCUGCCGGGCCCGCUGAGGGGCGGCAGCUCCGGGGGCGGCGGCGGCGGAGGCUCGGGCUCCUUGUCGUCGUCGUCGUCGUCGUCCGCAGCAGCAGCCGCGACAGGCUCGGCGCCGGCUCCCUCCUCCUCCUCCUCCACCGCCGCCGCCCCCACGGCUCCCCCGCCGCCGACGCCUCCCCCGGCGGGGCCUCGCGUGGUCCGCAUCGUCAAGUCGGAAUCCGGCUACGGGUUCAACGUGCGCGGGCAAGUGAGCGAGGGCGGGCAGCUGCGCAGCAUCAACGGGGAGCUCUACGCGCCGCUGCAGCACGUCAGCGCCGUCCUGGGCGGGGGGGCGGCCGAGCGCGCCGGGGUGCGCAAAGGGGACCGCAUCCUCGAGGUGAACGGCGUGAACGUCGAAGGGGCGACGCACAAGCAAGUGGUGGACCUGAUCCGGGCGGGAGAGAAGGAGCUGAUCCUGACGGUUCUGUCAGUGCCCCCCCACGAGGCCGACAACCUCGACCCGAGCGACGACUCUCUGGGCCAGUCGUUUUACGACUACACUGAGAAGCAGGCGGUGCCCAUCUCCAUCCCCACCUACAAGCAUGUGGAACAGAAUGGUGAGAAGUUUGUGGUCUACAACGUUUACAUGGCAGGCCGGCAGCUGUGUUCCAAGCGGUACCGCGAGUUCGCCAUCCUGCACCAGAACUUGAAGCGGGAGUUUGCCAGCUUCACCUUCCCCCGUCUGCCGGGCAAGUGGCCCUUCUCGUUGUCAGAGCAGCAGCUGGAUGCCAGGCGACGGGGGCUGGAGGAAUACCUUGAAAAGGUGUGUUCCAUCCGGGUCAUCGGGGAGAGCGACAUCAUGCAGGAGUUCUUGUCAGAGUCAGAUGAGAACUACAACGGCGUGUCGGACGUGGAGCUCAGAGUGGCGCUUCCGGACAUCACGACAGUGACCGUCCGGGUCAAAAAGAACAGCACCACGGACCAGGUGUAUCAGGCUGUUGCUGCCAAAGUUGGGAUGGACAGCACAACCGCCAACUACUUUGCCUUGUUUGAAGUGAUCAAUCACUCUUUUGUGCGGAAGCUGGCGCCCAACGAGUUCCCCCACAAGCUCUACGUGCAGAACUACACCUCGGCCGUGCCGGGGACCUGCCUGACGAUCCGGAAGUGGCUCUUCACCACGGAGGAGGAGGUCCUUCUGAACGACAACGACCUGGCGGUCACCUAUUUCUUCCACCAGGCUGUUGAUGACGUGAAGAAGGGCUACAUUAAAGCCGAGGAGAAGUCCUACCAGCUGCAGAAGCUCUGUGAGCAACGGAAGAUGGUCAUGUACCUGAACAUGCUGCGGACCUGCGAGGGUUACAACGAGAUCAUCUUCCCGCACUGCUCCUGCGACUCUCGGCGGAAGGGUCACGUGAUCACAGCCAUCAGCAUCAAGCACUUUAAACUCCACGCCUGCACCGAGGAGGGUCAGCUAGAGAACCAGGUAAUAGCCUUCGAAUGGGACGAGAUGCAGCGAUGGGACACCGACGAGGAGGGCAUGGCGUUCUGCUUCGAAUAUGCGCGGGGGGAAAAGAAGCCACGCUGGGUGAAGAUCUUCACCCCUUACUUUAACUACAUGCACGAAUGUUUCGAGCGAGUGUUCUGCGAGCUCAAGUGGCGGAAAGAGGUGGAGGAAGAGGCGACAGACAAGGAUAACAAGAAUUGCAGUAAAGACAACAUGUGCAGCAAGAACAUCUUUCAGAUGAUGCGGACACAGCACAGAGACAUUACGACUUAGCCUCGCGGCCGCCAUGGACAAAAACAGACAACCACA